UUCUCAUUCCGUUGCAGUCACCCCCGCCUGAGAGAUGGUGGCGGACAAAUGAUGAAAUAUUUGCCGGUACGAGAACUUUAGGAAGGACACGUUGUGAUGAGACGCCAAAUUGAGUAUAUAUUAUAAUAGGUUUAACUUGUAUCCAACUCAGCUAAAUUUAAGGUUGUAUUUUUAUUUUCUCUGUACGCUAGGUGGGAGACUAACUGUUGUUAAGUUCGUGAUGUUUCAAGCUCCGACCAGAGUCUGUUCCGCUGUCCGGCACCUGGCGACGCCGGGCGGCGCCUCUUCGCUGCUGUCCUCCCUGAAAAGGACCGAUAUCCCGAAGCGCUCUGCUGCUCCGCCCGCUCUUUACUGCCACACCGUUUGCGCCGACAGCGUCGCCAUGAAGUGUGCCGGAGGGACUUCCACCACACCCGCGUCACCGGCGGGGUCUCCAGGCGCCAGGACCGUGUGCUCCAUGGGCAGCAGACUGUACAGCGCACUGGCCCAGACAUUGAGCAGAAACGCGCUGCCUGAGUCCGAGUACCUGGAGCAGAUGGACCACGAGGAGCCCGGUGACCAAGAGGCUCUCCUGAGGGAGUGUGAGAAGGCUCUGCGGCGACGGCCAGCCCGGCUUCACCGCUCCUUUGUGUUCCCCAAAGGCCGUGUGCCUGACAAGCAUCAGCAGCCCAUCCGGGUCAUGCAGUGGAACAUCCUAGCUCAAGCACUGGGUGAGGGCAAGGACAACUUUGUACAGUGCCCUGCUGACGCUCUCAACUGGAACGAGCGCAAGUACCUCAUCCUGGAGGAGAUCCUCACCUACGAGCCCGAUAUUCUGUGUUUGCAGGAGGUUGACCACUACUACGACACCUUUGGGCCAGUGCUGGCCAACCUGGGCUACUGCUGUACCUUUCAGCCCAAGCCUCGCUCUCCCUGCCUGGGGGUGAAAGAGAACAAUGGGCCCGAUGGCUGCGCCCUCUUCGUUCGCCACAGCCGCUUCCUGCUGGAGGAGAGUACAUGCCUCCACCUGGCGUCCGCCACUCCGCUCUCCAACCAAGUGGCCAUUGUGCAGAUGCUGCGCUGCCACGAUACAGGCCGACGACUCUGCAUAGCAGUUACCCACCUGAAGGCGUGCAGUGGCUGGGAACACCUCCGCUGCGCCCAGGGCUCCGACCUCCUCCGUGCCCUAGAAGAGGCCACUGAGGGCACACGCAUUCCACUGCUGGUCUGCGGAGACUUCAACGCCGAGCCCAGCGAGGACGUGUACCGGCGCUUUGCCACGUCUCACCUCGGAUUGGACAGCGCCUGCAAGCUGCUGAGUCCGGACAGUCAGUCGGAGCCACCCUACACCACGUGGAAGAUCAGGCUUAGCGGCGAGAGCUGCAACACACUGGACUACAUCUGGUAUUCCUGCCAUGGCCUUAGUGUGGAUGCUGUGCUGGAUUUCCCCACUGAGGAACAGAUUGGCCCCAACCGCCUGCCUUCCUACAACUACCCGUCAGACCACCUCUCCCUGGUGUGUGAUGUCCGUUUCUGUGGGGAACCUGACAGGCUUCAGUAGGCCUCACCCUUAGUGCCUCCAGGCGUUCAACCCCCCCCCCCCCCCCCCCCAAUGCCAAUACAGACUUCUUGGAUGGUUCUAAUUUCCAAUGGAGAAAAACAUGUAUGGAAAUUGGUUCUAAGUCAACCCACUGGGCUGAUGGGAUGUCUGAGUGGGAGGGUAGAAUAUGGACUAAACAUGCAUUCCUUGUGUUAAAUUUUAUUUAUUGGUUUCAAUCAUUUCACCUUUUCUAUGCCAACAAUUUCAUAGAAAUGUUUAAAUUAUUCCAAACAUAGUACAGACAAAUGUGAUCUAAUGGCUCUGCCCCUAUGAGGGAAGGUCUCAAAUGUGCAAUACAUUUUUCCCCACUUCUGUCUGUAUGUAGUCAGUAAAUACUAUUUGACUUUUUAGAUAACUAAUGACAAUGUAAGAUAUCAGGAAGUCAGUACGGUGUACGACUUUGGUAUAGGUAAGGAUUAAAUACAUUGUCAUAUAUUGAAUUUUCUGCAACUGCAGUGAGUAAUUAUGCAUGGUGAGCUGUCCUAGGUGGUAGAGUAGUGCCCCCCCUGGCUACUACCAACCACUGAUCCCAGUGAAACUGCAUGGGGGUAUAGAGGCUUGACCAAUGUGUAAAAGUCUGAUGCCCUGUGGAUAGAGAAAGGGGACAAACAUUUUAAUAAAACGGUACAGAACUCCAGAUGCUGAAGACAAAAUCCUUUAAUUUCUCAGUAAAAUCUACUUGAAUACACUUUGAAACAAGAGUACAACAAAAUAGAAUAUACUUCAAAUGUUGAAUAUACAAACUAGUUCAGUCUGAACACGACCAUCUCUCUUCCUCGACUAAAAAAA
Molecule: messenger RNA, 2368 nt
Organism: Scleropages formosus (Asian bonytongue)
Lineage: Eukaryota; Metazoa; Chordata; Actinopteri; Osteoglossiformes; Osteoglossidae
Product: nocturnin-like
Exons: 3
Coding region: 221-1540 (439 amino acids)
Biological process (GO): circadian rhythm
Molecular function (GO): poly(A)-specific ribonuclease activity
Source: RefSeq, a predicted model, not a curated record